AUGUUUUCCAAGUAUCAGCAGAUUGUUCCUCUCAUGGCGCUGUUUAGUGCUGUCCAAGCCCAAUAUCCGCCCUUCUCCCUCUGCACUGCCGCAGGAUGCGAUGACUGUCCCCAAACUGUGACCAGCGGGGGCACUGGCUAUCCACAAUGCGUAGUAUAUGAUUCGGAGACUGUCUUCGCUUCCGGGGAUUUUGCUGCUGCUGCCUCUGGUGGUUAUACAGUCUUCUUUGACAUCGCUCAGCCAAAUGAGCACUGCGCCACUAUCGUCAAGUCUCCUGCCGAUACUAGCGUCCAAGGCUGCGGUACUACUAUUGGAACUUUCCAAAAUGCCGCUUGUGUGAGCCUUAAUCUAAAGGAGACCUUUAUGGUACAGUUCUGCUGUGGGUCAGGCGAUUGUUCUGCGGCCGGCGUCUCAGUUCCCGGUGGUCUGAAGCGUGACCUUGUCUAUCGCAUUCCGUCUGCUGAGGCUGGCGGCCUGUCCGCGGCUAUGCUGAUGUUCCAGAAUGGUACUGUCAUUCCUCCUGCUAAGGCAGGACCCCUGCCCCUUGAUACAGGGCUUCUAAAGCGAGCUGAUUGUUCGUACACCGCCGACGGAGAGCCUUACACAAGACCUGCCGACAACACUCAGGUUGUGUCUGUCAAAUCUGCAACUGGUCCCGCCAACCUUGAAGUUUCCAAAUCACGUACCCAGGAGUGGAGCACUUCUAUCUCGGCCGGCGUGGACAUCUUUGAGAUCGUUAGUGCUAGCGUUGGCUUCGAGUUCUCCAAGAGUGUUACAGACAGCGAUUCAUUCACUUUCCCUGUUCCCUCUGGACAAACAGGCCGCGUCGGUUUCACUGCAAAUCUUCGUUGCACCAAAGGAACUAUCUCUUGCUCCGACGGCUCUAGUUAUUAUGGUGAGACAUGUUCGCCUAUCAAGACCAGCGGCGAGAUUGAUGGUACUUAUGCUAUCAUUGUGUCGGCUUAG
Aureobasidium subglaciale EXF-2481 is the source of this 966-nucleotide messenger RNA. RefSeq lists its product as uncharacterized. NCBI's taxonomy places the organism in Eukaryota, Fungi, Ascomycota, Dothideomycetes, Dothideales, Saccotheciaceae. The coding region runs from base 1 to 966 and encodes 321 amino acids. The record is from RefSeq and is a predicted model, not a curated record. The transcript has 3 exons.